GGGCGCACGUCACAUGGCACAUGGCAGGGAGGGCAACCACCGUGGCCCGAAACGGGAAAGGGUGCGAGGUGGAAUGGCGCCGAAACCACGCCCGCCCGCGCUAACGCCGUAACGGCACCUUCUUCCCUCCCCCGCCUCCUCCGCCUAAAUUUAGGAGCAAACUCUCGUCUCCCCCGCCAUUCUGCUCUGCUCUGUGGCUCUGUGCUCCCUUGCGCAACGGCUCAUUCCAAUCCCCUCUCUCUCUCCUUGCGCCGGAGCGGAAAAUAGCAUAGCAAAACGGAACCGCAAUCGCAGGAUCGCAGGAAGCGUGGAGCUUCUCUUCCUCUUGUCUCCUUAUAUUCACCACCGCACACGCGUCCUCCCGCCACCACUGCCCAUUCUUAGCCUGCCCCGACCCUUCUCCCCAUGGCCUCUUCCCUGGCCGCCAUGCCCCACGACUCCGCGCCAUGGAGGGACCCCUCCACCUCCACCUCCACCUCCAGGCACCGGCGCUUCUUCAACGUCAACGUCCUCAUACCGCCGCCGCGCCACUCCUUCUCCGACGCCGCCGCCGCCGCGCCCGCCGCGCCCGCCGAGCCCACGCCCAGGCGCAGGCGGAUUAUAUUGGAGCGCUGGGCGGCCGCCGCCGCCGCCGCCACGGCCUCCGAGCCGCUGCCUCCCGCCGAUGCGCGCCGCCGCGACAGGGAGGCCGAGCUCUCCGCGCUCGCCUCGGCCACGCGCCCCGUCGCCGCCCGCGCCGCCGUUUUCCGUGCGCCCUCGCCGGCGCCGUCCGACGCCUCCUCCACGACCACCGCCGGGCCGGACCUGCCGCCGUCGGGCCCGCGGGCGUCCUCGCUCAUCCAGCGCUGGCGCGAGAUCGAGGCCGUGGGUCCCGUCACGCCCCGCGCCUCCGGCGACGUCACCUCUGAAUCCGAUGGCUCGCCACGCGGCCGCGUCGGAUGCAUCGUCAAGAAGCUCAGCGGGGCUGCCUCGCUGCCGGAGGAGGACCUGGACGCCGCCAAUAACGAGCUCCCGCUCUCGCAGUCCGCGCCCCCGUCGCCGACCCAGCUGCGCAACGCAGUCGAGUCGCUCGCCGUUCAUAUCAAGGGCACUCGGCUGCCCAAGCUGGUGGUCAGGACGGUACGCGGGCGCCGCGCAGUGGAGGAACUUGUCGCUCGGAUGGCACAUCGCCGCAGGCGAGAGCUCGCCGCGCUCGCCGAGCGACACGCCGUCUCUCGGUUCGCGCAUAAAGGCAGGAUCCAGUCCAUGCUUCGUCUAAAGCUGCUGCGUCACGGAGAUGCUAUUAACGAUGAAGUGUGGAAUCUACUAAGACCGGUUAGGCCACACCCACCAAAAUGCAGACCUGAGGCAUCGAGAGACGAUAGCAGCAAGACAGAUUCACAAGAUGCAAAUGAAUGUAGUCUGCAAGAUAAUAGGGCUGAUGAACAACAUAGUGAUGAUAGAAAUCCAUCUGCGGCGAAGUCUACUGGGCUAGCAAUUGAGAGCCUUGUUAACUCCGACGGUUCAGGAAAUCGACAAUAUGAUGAGAAGAUAGACACAAAGGGAAAUCAAUGUCAGGAAGAUCGUGUAAACUUGGUAAACUCGUGUGUUCACAAUCAAGAAAGUUCUAAAGCUUCAAGCUUUCCAAGGUACGAUGAUCAUCGUGUUGUCUACGAUAAUCAAUAUAUGGAUGAUAUCUCCCCAAGUACCAUAAGCACAUCGUGUGAACUCCAAGAAACUCCUUCAUCAAGAGGUGAACUCCAAGAAACUCCUUCAUCAAGAGGAGACAUUUUACGAGAAGAAGACAACCAAAGUCUGAAUGGUUCUUGGGACGAGAGAGCACUAUGGAUGAGCAGUCUUGGUUGGCCCGCACCAGUAGAUUCCAUGAGUCCGGACAGCUGGCAUCAGGGCACAAUUGGUGAUAUGGAGAAUCAUAAUCAGAUUGAAUUUAAUGAUCGGCCUUGGAUAGACUCCCCCAACUCAUGGAGAUCAUUGCAUAUUGCCACACAAGCAGACUGUCGAGAUUUGUCUGGCAAUGCUGAUAUUUGUAAUCUUCUUGAGAGCAAAAAGGUCUCAAAGUCCCUUGAUAGUGAUUUUAGCAAUAAAAUGAACCAUCUCCUGAGAGCAAUUCUGCAGAAGCAAAGACAACAACACAUGAUUGAUGAAUUUGGGGGUUACUAUCCAGAACACUUAUACUGGCAACAGAAUGAUGAACCCCGGAAUGAAGAUCAGGUGGCAUCUGCACCGUGUUCAUUAGCACCUGUCUCCCAUGUCACAGCCCACCACCAAGAGAAUUGGCAGCACUCAUCAUUUGAACAUCAACAACAUGAAAAUCAAAAUUUGCUUGAAAUGGAGGUCAGGGUAAGAAGCGAAAUGGCCCAGAUUCAUCAUGAAAUAUAUGAACUACGUAAGUUGGCGGAAACUUGUAUUGCAUCCCAAGUAAAGAUGCAGCAUUCCAUUAAAGAAGAGGUGUGCAGCGCACUUCGCGAAGCUGGGUUGAUGCCAAGCAAGCCUGACAUAACAGCAAAAAAGGGCACGUGCUGCAUCUGCCAUGAGAUGCAAGUUGACUCUUUACUUUACAGGUGUGGCCAUAUGUGCACCUGCUUCAACUGUGCUGAUCAGCUGAAAUCGAGCAGCGGGAGUUGCCCAAUCUGUCAAUCUCCUAUCGACGAUGUUGUUCGGGCUCACCUGAAUUUUUGAGACUUAGGAUUUAGGAAGAUGAAAGAAAAAAAGCCGACACUCCCAGCUUUAGAAGUGGAGUUCGUGAAGCCCUGGUUUUGAGGAGGCUUCUUGCCUUUUGUUAACCACUAAAAACUAUAGGAGCUAGGUUUUCUCGAGAAAAUGUAAAUAUGUUUUGUGCAACUGCGACAUGUAUUGACUGGGAAGCAAACAUAGAUCUAAUCAAAAUGCUGGUCUUGUUUCUUUUGAUUCC
Messenger RNA from Triticum aestivum (bread wheat), 2911 nucleotides. RefSeq lists its product as uncharacterized. Bases 406 to 2679 code for a protein of 757 amino acids. The record is from RefSeq and is a predicted model, not a curated record. The transcript has 8 exons. Lineage: Eukaryota; Viridiplantae; Streptophyta; Magnoliopsida; Poales; Poaceae.